UCUCACCGGCGUAGCACACCACCCCCAACCCCUACCGAAAGUAUCCCUUCUCCGCGGAUCGACCAGCCAAGUUCGUUCGCGAUGGAUCGGAAACGCGCGCUUCCUACGGUGCGCGCUAAUUGAAUUCGCGACCGGGUAAACUUUUUUCAUCCCACCCGCGGAACGUUCGAGCGACGAGCGUGUGGGCGUGAGGGUUCGCGGCGUGAACCGUCCGCUCGAGGGGUGUCAUAGAUCCCGGUACCUGGCGUCGCGAUGACACCGAGGACUUUCGAUUGAAACACGGUGGGACAGGUAUUCGCGCGCGACACACGCCGUACGCAAUCAUGGUCGACAAGCUCCACGAGUACGAGGGCUUCGCUGGCAGGCUCCACGGUGUACGCGACAAGAUCAAGGAGAGGUGGGAGGUAUGGAAAGAGUGGAAGAACAGCGUGCCCACGGAUCAAGGGAUCGAGGGAUUCUUAAAUCAUAUUCGGGGACCGCCGAAAUUGGAGAGGACGUUGGACGAUUACGCACAUGUUUACAGGAAAAAGACUCGAGGUGAAUUGGUGCGCGUGUCCGCGGCCGUGAUGGGGAUCGAAUUCUCGUACGCCGCCGAAACGGCCUUCGUUUCACCGACCCUCCUAAAGAUCGGGGUGGAUCAUCAGCACAUGACGCUCGUCUGGGCACUCAGCCCUCUCAUCGGCUUCUUCGUGACUCCGAUUCUGGGGAGCUUGAGCGACAGAUGCAGGCUGAAGUACGGAAGAAGAAGACCCUUCAUCAUGUUGCUGGCAAUCGGCGUAUUGAUAGGAUUGAUACUGGUCCCCAAUGGCGAGGACAUGGGUUACGCUUUCGGCGACACGCCACCCCAUGGGACCAACUACUCGGUCCCCCUCGGUCAUCGAACUACAGCCAAACAAGCGAAAGAGGAUGCUGUGAAGCCACCCUCCCACUCCUGGGGCAUCUUCUUUACGAUCUUGGGCACGGUUCUCCUCGACUUCGACGCUGACGCUUGCCAGAGCCCGGCCAGGGCUUAUUUGCUUGACGUCACUACACCUGAGGAUCACGCCAAAGGGUUAAGCACGUUCACCAUAAUGGCAGGCUUAGGUGGUUUUAUGGGUUACGGAUUGGGUGGCAUUAACUGGGACGCCACUGCGAUAGGAGUGAUGCUGGGUGGACAUCUCCAUGCAACGUUCACUUUAAUUACCAUCAUCUUUGUCAUCUGUGUAUUUUGCACCAUCACCAGCUUCAAGGAAAUCCCUCUGGAAUUACUGGAAAGGGACGAGUAUCAACAGUUACACGAGCAAAUGAUGUCUGCCGAAGGAAAGGAGGACGAGCAAAAGGAGCACGAUAAAAUUACGACGGAAGAGUCCGUCUCUUAUGGGACACUCGACAAUGAUCAAGACGUUGCCACGAAGAAGGAUGAAUUUGUCUUGAAACCUCUGCCAGUAAAAGAGCCGGAACGAAGAGCUGGACAAGUGCCUAUGAUACCGGACGCCAUACCUCAGGAAGCCAGUGGCGAUAAAUCUGGCUUCGAGGAGAGCGGCGAGAAUCCUAAGGCUACUUUGAGGGAAUAUCUUCUUUCGAUCGUGUACAUGCCGCACAGUCUGCGCAUGGUGUGCCUGACGAACCUGUUCUGUUGGAUGGCCCACGUCUGUUACUCGCUCUACUUCACGGAUUUCGUCGGUGAAGCUGUCUAUGGCGGCAAUCCGCAGGCACCGGAUGGCACCAAGGAACGAGAACUGUACGAAAGUGGCGUUCGUUUCGGGUGCUGGGGGAUGUCCAUGUACUCGCUCUCCUGCUCGUGUUACUCGUUGAUCAUCGAGAGGCUGAUAGAACGCUACAAAGCUCGAAGAGUUUACAUCUGCGGCCUGCUGUUCUACAGCACCGGUAUGAUGAUGAUGGCGCUGACCAAACAUCCGGUGGGGGUGAUCAUAUUCUCUUGGACAGCAGGCGUUAUGUACUCCACUUUGUUCACCAUGCCGUACUUGUUGGUUGCACACUAUCACGCUUCGUCGACGUUCGAGGUGACAGCCGAUGGAGAAGCCGUUCAAAGCGAGGGAGUACGUGGUCUCGGUACAGACGUAGCGAUCGUCUCGUCGAUGGUCUUCCUGGCGCAAUUUCUGCUCUCCUGCUGUCUAGGGACCAUCGUCAGUCAGUCUGGAACCACCACGGCGGUGGUGUGCGUGGCGAGCACCCUCGCCGCUUGCGGGGCCAUUUCUGCUACGCAAGUCAUGUAUUUGGAUCUCUGAACUCGAUUCAGAUAGAAGAUACGCGACUCCAUGCUAAUCUUGUUUGUCUACCUCCCGGCCUUCGAGGUAUAAUUGGCGGGAAGAAAUACUCGAGACGCAGUCGAGAAGUUUGUUGACCCAUUAAGUACCAGUGUACCAUUCAGGAGACUUCGAAAAGUAAUCGUUUAUCUUUCUGUUUAAAAUACAAGGAAUAUUAUACUUGAUCAGUCAUAUUGUUAGUUAAUUUGGUACCUAAUGCGUUAAUAAACAUCACCCCAUUGUUUCUGUUUACUCGAUGCUCGAAGUCGCCACCCACCCCGUCUUCAAGCGAACUGGCCAUUUUGUCACUUGAAAGCGGGUAUUCCGGCGUUACGAUAGAAACAUGGCGAAACAGGAUUGUUAUUUUGUAUGAAGGAUAAAUAAUUUUCAUCGAUACACUUUGAACCUUUUGAAACUACGGUUAAAAUUCUUUGGGGUUGACAAAUGUAAAAUGUGUUUCUCGUUCAGAAAUCUCGGAGCAUUUGGUCUGUACAUACAAAAAAUAUACUUGUGUAACGAUUAUUAUUAUAAAUUAGAUUAGUUAUCUCGUCAUGAAUCAUGGCUAUUGGAUCCAUAGUGUCUAUAGAUUUUAUAAAACCGGGGAUCGUUAAUAAUUCCAUCGUAUGAAAAGGGGUGACGAAUCGAAAAUUUUUUUCGAAUGGUGUUUUAACGGUCGUCGGUAAAAAAGAUUAUGGUCACGUGGCAAGAAUGUUAUAUAUUUAAAAAAAAACAACCGUUGACACCUUUUCGUUAAUAACAGCUUUCAUGAAGACAAGUGCUUGUUCGUGUAAUAAGAAUACCGUGUUAACGAUGCACAAAUAAUGGCUCCAUGUAUUUAUGGCAUGUCGUAAAGUUGCAACUUUACGUCGU
Molecule: messenger RNA, 3116 nt
Organism: Colletes gigas
Lineage: Eukaryota; Metazoa; Arthropoda; Insecta; Hymenoptera; Colletidae
Gene: lovit
Product: proton-associated sugar transporter A
Exons: 9
Coding region: 324-2228 (634 amino acids)
Cellular component (GO): membrane
Molecular function (GO): sucrose:proton symporter activity
Source: RefSeq, a predicted model, not a curated record